Diachasma alloeum is the source of this 977-nucleotide messenger RNA. Its product is annotated as histidine-rich glycoprotein. The record is from RefSeq and is a predicted model, not a curated record. Bases 114 to 893 code for a protein of 259 amino acids. The transcript is spliced from 3 exons. NCBI's taxonomy places the organism in Eukaryota, Metazoa, Arthropoda, Insecta, Hymenoptera, Braconidae.
GAGACGAAUUGUCCAGGUUCAUAUAACGAGAACCAAGAUAUCUCUUUUGUUUCCAGUCUGAAAGAAUCUCCGAAACAAUUCUCAUUGCUCAGAAUUACCCAAUUGUCGUCAUCAUGAUUGUCGCAUAUCCCAUGAUUUUAUUUAUCAUCAAUGCAAUUGUACUGGAGAGUGCGUUCGGCUCUAGCAUUGUUCAUCGCAGACGUCCACUGAAGUUUUCUUACGUAAGGGAUACUGCCGCUGCUGCAAGUGAUGGAGCAACGAGAAUUAAUAAACGAGUAGAAGCUGGUGGUGGAGAUGAUCACAAAGAGGAACAUUAUGAGACCUCUAGAGAGAAGGAUGAAGAGGGCUACAAGGCUCAUCACGAAUUGGAGAAAGCUGAAAAGGGUCAUCAUGACAAGGACAUCCAUAAGAAGGAUUACGACGAACAAGUCGGGCGUGAGAGGGAGAAACAUGAGGAGGAGAAGCACUAUGCUGAGCAUCACAGUGGCGAAAAGGGGGAGAAGGAAGCCACAUUCGAGGAGAAUGGUAAACACAAUAAGGGCCACAGUACCAAGGGACAGCAUAACAUCUUCAAGAAGGAUGAGUAUGAGAAAAAGCAUGAUUUUUAUGAUGAGUAUCAUGAGAGCGAUGAAGAGGAGAAGCAAGGCGGAUAUCUGCAGAAACAUGAAGGGGAGAAGGGAGGGAUGCAUCAUCAGGGUCAACGUUCUGGUGGAGGAAAUGAGCACCAGCAUGGCAGCAAGAAGGGCCACAAAUCUGGUCAUCACCAUUCUGACGACAAAGGUCACAACGCUGCGGAAGGCCAUUCGAAGCAUCAUAAACAUGGUGAGAAGCAUGGCUCGAAGAGUGGACAUGCGGAGGCCAAGAAAUGGGUCCAUAAGAGUGGAGGGCGAUAGGUCUCUUUGGACACUAACAACAAAAUAAAGAAUUUAUAACUGUUGUAACACUAGAUCAGAUUAUAUUAAAUUAUUUCAUUUUAU